Messenger RNA from Talpa occidentalis (Iberian mole), 2684 nucleotides. It is a transcript of the gene TRIM16, whose product is annotated as tripartite motif containing 16. The transcript has 7 exons. Gene Ontology annotation, molecular function: protein binding; zinc ion binding. The coding region runs from base 240 to 1937 and encodes 565 amino acids. The record is from RefSeq and is a predicted model, not a curated record. NCBI's taxonomy places the organism in Eukaryota, Metazoa, Chordata, Mammalia, Eulipotyphla, Talpidae.
CAAUUUUGAUUCUUUUAGGUAGGGAGCAGUAAAGUUUUUUGUGAAUGGCAGGGCCUUGAGUGACCUCAACUUGAAAUAAUCCACAUACCAACUGACGAUCUUAAGGAGGGAGGACUUUUCUGGACAGCUUGGGGAAGCCUUUCCUUCAUGGAUGAGGAAACUCGGACUUAAAGAAGACAAGCUCACGGAUCCUGGGCCAAGGAGCAGAGGAAGGCAGCUCAGGCAGCAGAGCCUUCCAGAUGGCUGAGCUGGAGCUGAUGGUUCCGGGGCCGCUGCCCGGUAUCAGCACGCACCCUCUGGACACUCUUAACCCAGCCUCUGACUCAGCCGACGCAGCAGAAGAGAACAUGGGCUCCCUGGGGAGCCCCCAGGGGGAGAUCGGAGGACAGGGCAGUGACUCUGCGGAGCAGGGGGUUCCUGGUGGCGAGGGACAGGAGGAGAUUCUGUGUGACUUCUGUCUCGGGGCAGGCAGGGUGAAGGCGGUGAAGUCCUGCCUGACCUGCAUGGUGAAUUACUGUGAGGAGCACCUACGGCCGCACCAGGAGAACAGCAAACUGCACAGCCACCAGCUGACCGAGCCGGUGAGGGACCGGGACCUGCGUACUUGCCUGACCCACCACAGCCCGCUGGUCACCUUCUGCAACUCUGACCAGCAGUGCAUCUGCCAGGAGUGUGCCCAGGGUGAGCACAAGGGCCACGCCUUGGCCUCCCUGGAUGCUGCCCGCAGAGACAAGGAGGCUGAGCUUCGGCGCACACGGUUAGAGCUGGAGCGGAAACUCACUCUGAAUGAAAACGCCAUUACCAGGCUCCAAGCCAACCACAAAUCUGUUUUGGUGUCUGUGUCAGAGGUGAAGGCGGUGGCGGAGGAGCAGUUUGGGGAACUCCUUGCUGCAAUGAGGAAGGCCCAGGCCGAUGUGCUGCUGUUCCUGGAGGAGAAGGAGGAAGCUGCUCUGAGCCAGGCCAACAGCAUCAAGACCCACCUGGAGCAUAGGAGUGCAGAGAUGGAGAAGAACAAGCAGGAGCUGGAGAGGAUUGCUGCCCUCAGCAACACUGUCCUGUUCCUGGAGGAGUACUGCAAGGUUAAGAACACGGAGGACAGCACCUCCCCUAGUGUUUACAUAGGAUUCAAGGAUAAGCUCUCGGGUAUUUGCAAGGUCAUCACGGACUCCACUGCGCACUUGGUCCAGUUGCUGCAGGACUACAAAGAAAAGCUCCAGGAGUUUGCUAAGGAAGAGGAGUAUGACAUCAGAACUCAAGUGUCUGCCUUUGUGGAGCGCAAGUAUCGGACCUCAAAACCAGACCCCACCACCAGACAACAGUUCUUGCAAUAUGCUUGUGAUAUCACUUUCGAUCCAGAGACAGCACACAGGUAUCUCCGUCUGCAGGAGGACAAUCGCAAGGUCACCAACACCACGCCCUGGGAGCAUCCUUACCCAGACCUCCCUAGCAGGUUCGUGCACUGGCGCCAGGUGCUGUCCCAACAGAGCUUGUACCUGCACAGGUACUAUUUCGAGGUAGAGAUCUCUGGGGCAGGCACCUACGUUGGCCUGACCUGCAAAGGUAUAGACCGGAAAGGGGAGGACCGCAACGGUUGCAUUUCUGGAAACAACUUCUCCUGGAGCCUCUAUUUUAAUGGGAAGGAGUUCACGGCCUGGCACAGUGACACAGAGACCCCACUCAAAGCCGGCCCUUUCCGGAGGCUGGGGAUCUACAUUGACUUCCAGGGCGGGAGCCUCUCCUUCUAUGGCGUCGCACCUGAUGCCAUGACUCUGGUUCACAAGUUUGACUGCAAGUUUUCAGAACCAGUCUACCCUGCCUUCUGGCUUUCCAAGAAGGAAAACUCCAUCCGGAUUGUGGAUCUGGGAGAGGAACCUGAGCAGCCAGCGCCGAUCUCAGCGCCCACCCCAGCGCCAACCUCUGUGGAGGCUGCACCCUGAGACUCCCAGACUUUUGAUCUGUACUGUGCUAUCCCCUAUUUUUCUAGUCACUCUCAGGAAUCUAACUCCUUUUCAUCAUCUAGUGAUAUUCUCCUGUCUGUCAGAUGAAAAACCAGGAGUCUUCAGGGCAAUCCAGAUGAUUCUGGAGCAAUCAUAAUAAAUUGCUAAGUUAUUGCACAUUUCCUAUGACCCAGACAUUGUUCUGAGUGCUUCCUGGCUAUGAACUCCCUUAACCCUCCUAGUGGUCCCGUGGGGUAGAUAUUCACAUCAGCCCCAUUUUGCAGAUGGGGAAACUAUGGUCCUUGCAGUUAACUACCUUGUUCAAGGUCACCGUGGUGACACAGGGAGUGAGUGGCAGAGCCGGAUUCACACCUGAGAGCUGACAUUGGACUUUUAACUACUACCUCAUGCUGCCUUCCUCAUUAGAUCAUGGGUGUUUUGUAAAGGAGUAAACCACACGAGGAACUAUAUACCUGGAAACUGAGCGUGAAACCCUCCUCUCAGAGUCUGCAGAUGUCUUUGCACCCCAUGUCUCUUUGGGCCAUGUAGCUGUGCAGGGACAGAGAGUUCAUUACCUCACACAGCAGCUCAUGUUGUUUUUGGACAGUGAGGAUACAACACCCUGAUGGGGUCCACAUCUUAUUCACCAUGACCUCUGGGGGUGGGGGUUCCACACCUGGACUGUGUGGAUAUGCUGAUUUCUCUUCAAAGGACAGUUCUUGGGAGGUUUGAGGGCUGUUCUCAGGC